UCUGCAGAAGGCAGAAGAAAUAAAAGCAGCGGGCUAUUGCGGCUCUGGAUGCGUGUGCAAGGCGAAGCCACGGGGAGGGGAGGGGCGUGUACGCGUGCGACCAUGCCUGCAAUUGCUCCACUGGAAACACGGCUGCGUGCUUCUAAUCACCGAUCUGUUCCUGAAGAGCAGCACCGGAGAAGCCACUCCGUUUAACCCUUUAGCUUUAGAAGCAGAGCGUUGAAAACAGCUGGUCCCGAGUCCCGACCCCGUUCACCGCAGGCAUGCGAGGAUCUUUCUUUAGAUCCGUAUGUAACAAAUAAGCUCUACCAUUGCGCCGUCCCGUUCCACGGAACCUCUGUGCAGGGUGGUGGUUUCCUGGAGGAACCCUUUCCCGGUCACACGAAGCGUCCCGUCUCGCUGCGGCGCUUCCUGCCGGCGGACUGCAGGUUAGUGAUGCAGGCGAGGCACUUUCGCCUGAGGACGCGAAUGCGGCAGCCCAGACCUCUCCCUCCUCCUCCUGCUGCUGCUGCUGUGGACUAGUCUCUGCAAAUACAUAACCCUUAGUUGCAAGAACCCUACCGCCAGACUCUAGGAAAAUGAGCUUUUCAUUCACCCUUCGGGAAUUAUGAACGCUAAUUGUUGGCUUCUUUCCCUUUCUCCUGUAAUUAAGUUGCUCCUUUCUAUUGGUUUUUUUUCCUCCUUCCUGUCUUCCCCUUUGUAUCAACGCGUGAGGGCUACAUAAGGAAAUAAACCGUGCCUGGAGAAUGCCUGGGACUCUAGCCCUGUAGUCUAGGGUGCUUUCAGACGUAGGACCCACAUCUCAUCUAAACGGGUGUGUGAGGACGCCUUUUGAUUUUCUCUUGCCCUGUAUUUACACGGUGGUAGCGCAGCUGUUGCGACCCAUCCUGGAAUGCAACCAGGUGGGUCCCGACCCACCUGCUGGAGACCGGUGGUAGCUGGAAUAGCAUUUACCCCACCCCCAAAACGGAGUACAGCUUGGUCGUGGUUCCUUCUGGCAGCUUUACACAUUACAAAAUUCUGCAUAAACAUUGAUUGUGUGGCAGGUUUGUGCAACUACCACAUGUGUUGAUCAUUGGUUUGGCAGGGAAAUGUGUUCUAUCUGUUCUAAGAGGAAUCUAGGCAUUAGCCUUUGCUCAAAUUAAGCUCUUAAUAUGCUGCAGGGGGUGAUACAGUCAUCUCCUUACAUACUUUUAAUUUCCACAUUUUGUUAAUAUGGAAAGAAGAGUCCUGCUGCCUCUGACAGUUCUUGGGCUUGUUCUUUUUAUGGUGUCAUGACCAAAAUCUCAAAAGUAAAGGGUUUGAUGUAAUUUCAGAAUCUGAAGGAGUUGUAAGGUUCUGAAUUACUGGCUGUGACCAUAAGUGUUACCCAUAUUGAAUCUGGUAGGACUUAGUCAAGGAAGCAUGCUUAGGGCUGAAAGUGCUCUACAAUCUGGAUUAAGUGGAAUGAUUGGUACAGGCCUGAUGGAUGAGUUUUGCCCAAUGAUUGAAUUAGAUGACUUUUGAAACCUUUUGAGCAGGAAUGGGGAAUCUUCCUGGGGAAGUGGCAUGGCUCAGCAGUAGAGCACCUGCUUUGCAUGCAGAAUGUCCCAUGUUCAACCCCUGGCAUCUCCAGGUAGGGCUGAGAAUGGCUCUUACCUAAGAACAUUGGGAGCUUCCCACCAGUCCCGUGUGGAUGGAUGAAUAGCCUGGCUUGGUAUAAGGCAUCUCACUAUAUUUCUGUAUCUAACCUCAUGCCCAGUGACCAAACAUAACCCUCUAAGCCGCUCUCUCUGCCCCUUGGGACUCUUCCUGGGCCACACCCCAUUGUCUACCACACCACCUCUCUCCAAAUGUUUAUGCCUUAAAUGAAUGUGUCCUUGAACUCUUGGUGGCCUGGAUAUAGUAUACUUUGUGUGUGUGAGAGAGAUAUCCCCUUCGCUGCUUUUUGAGUCUGUCCUGUUAAGUUGGGAUAUACCUGAAUAAUAGACAAUAAGGAGAAAUAAGAGGUUGUAAGAUAUUUCAUGUUUAAAAUGAAGAAAAAUGGUAUUUAUCUGUCUAAAUGUGCUAUGGAACUUCUAAGGAUUGCAGCAUAAACUUCCUAGUUUCCUCCUUUUUCAUGGUCUCUUAACUAUUUUCUCUAUCUUUUCCAUUAGUUUAAAGGCAAUUAGAGGUGAUGGUACAAAAAUUGGUUUUCUUCAAGCAUAUCCUGAGACUGUUGCACAAUCUCUCUUCCCAAAGCUUAAUGUACAAAGAUUUUACAGUGAAAUGUCAGUGUGGAGUGUGCACAGAAUUCUAAAUCAGUGUUAGGCAAGAAAUUCUAAUUUGGAAUUUUAUUACCAAACUGCCUACCAGUUUAAUCUAUACUGCAUUGAUUAUUUCCGGAUUUGCUGUGCUAUGAAUGUCUUUGCUCAUUUUAACCCACAGAAGUUUGAGAAGCCUCCGUAAAUGUAAAUAUCAUGCAGGGUGGGGGAAUAGAGAUGGACAAUGGCAGCUGCUAAGGCAAAAAUUAUGUUCAGACCAGAGCAGAUUAGAUCCCUUCCUUAAGGUUUAUAUCUGCUUCCUAUUUGGGAAAGUUUGCAGCCAUUGAAUGAGCUAUAAAUCCAGAGGUGCAACUUUUUUAAAAAUGUGAGGGGUUUUUUAAGGCUAAUAUGUGUUAUUACUUUAAAACUGCUUCUAACCUAGAGCGUUGGAUGAGACACUGUGUGGUCUGUGGGGCAUUUGUUGUGCACUGUGUAAAUCCUUACUGUAAUCUUGUUUAAAAAGAAGCUUUGAGCUCCCAAUUGGAGAAAUGUAUAAAACACUAAAAGGUCAUCUGUCAUGGAUGCUUUAGUUGAGAUUCCUGCAUUGCAGGGGCUUGGACUAGGUGACCCUCAGAGUCCUUUCCAACUCGGCAAUUCUCUGAUUCUCUGAUAUGUCAUCAUAAUGAAUGAAAAAGCAGUUAAAAUUUGUGAACAUUAUAAUUUAUCAAACCCCACUGGUGUGCAUCGCAAAAGGGCCAAAAGUCUUUUUAUGGCCAACCUCUGCCUGAAGAACUACUUUACUAACAGUUUCUUAUCCUACAAAUAUACACUCAUAGUUUUUCCAUGUCAUUUAGCAAAUAUACUUAGAUGCACAUUUUUCCAAAUUUGGGACAAAUUUAUAUUUGCCUGUCGGAACCAUAAAAGUGUGCUGUGUGAUUAUUGGCUUGGGUUUUUCCUCUCCCCUGGGGUUAUGAAUGUAGAUUUCAUGGACAGGUGCCCAAUUCAGUUUUCUCUGCUUCCUGGCUCUUGCACAAAAGAAAGACAUGACUAAGGGAGGGAAGUGCUUCUUACCUUUUUUUUUCUUUGCUGUGCUUAUCUCCACUAGAUCUAGGUUCUUGUUUUUCCUUUAAGAAUCCCAGCCUGAGCUGAUGCAGCUGUAUGAGAGCGGGCACAAAAGGCAUUUCUCCCCCAGUUUCCUGAUGCAUUGAUUCAGCAUCUGCCAACCCUUCAGGCUAUAGGUCACAGUCUGCACUGAUUAGUCUAAAGCGGUGGACCAGAGAAUCUCCUUUCCUCCUUCCUCUGUCCCUUUCUGUCGGUGAAGGUAGUCAACUGACACAAGGGAAGCCACCAUGCUAAAUAGAUCCUUCAUUUGCUUGGUACCAUGCCCUGUGUUUAAAGUGUAGUGCUCUACUGGGAUGAGUGUGGGAGACGUCAAUUAGAAUUGAUCCAACAGCAUUGAAGUGAAGACAAGAGAACAGUGGGAGAGGCCUGGUUUUUCCUGUCACUGCUGUGGUCUAAAGAUCUAUAUGUUCCCACUUUGCGUCCUAAAGGACCUCCAGUGUAGCUCUAAUCACACACUGACUUGUGUCUAGGGCACUUGAAUGUAGCAGCAGGAACAGGGCUAUGCUUCUUUCCCCACCCCAACAUUGCAUCUCUGAUUGCAUGGGCUUCCCAGUUGUGUAGAGCUUGUGCAAACAGUUCUCUUUCAGACCUCUUUGCUCAACAUGUGAAAGUCGGGGUGAAGGGAACACAGUGUUGGGGGUUGGGCCAGUAGCACAGGGCCACACCUGCUGCUACAUAGGAAUGUCCUGCAUGCACGUAUCUGUAUCUAUAAGGCACAUCUUUUCUAAUUGUGUUUAACAAAAUCUAUUUAACUGCAUGAUUGUAACAAAACCUCUGAGUGGUUUACAAGAACGCCUAAAUCAUGCAUAGUCUGGAGCUGAGCGUUCAAAGCAAAGAUGUAUUAGAAGCUGUAUAGGUUUACUUCACCUUUGUGAGACUGUGUGAAUUUUAUUUGGAAAUGAGUGUUUUUGUGUUGUAUAGUGAGUGUUUUUGUUUUUAUGGCCAACCUCUGUGACUGCUCUUGCUGAUGUGAGCCUAUGUAGUCAGAACAAUAAAAACAUUUUACAAUUUGCCAUAAACCGCUCCUGUAACUAUGAAAUGUGCAUCCAUUGCUGCUCACCUGGUGGAGACAGAAACUGCUUCCUGGCUCUAGCACAAAAAAUGACCAUUUUACUAUGGAAGAGUUUUCAUCGAAUUACUCGUGGCAGAUUGUUGCCACAAAUGAGUAUGUCUCUCCAUAGGUAUACUCAUGGUUUUGAGGAGGAGAAAAUAAAGAAGAAGCUCCAGCAAUUUACAGGUGGAUCUGUUGACCUUUCUAAAGAAGAUGAUGGGAUUGGGAUACUGACAUUGAACAACCCAAGGUUUAUGAAUGCGUUUACAGGUGUGAUGAUGCUAGAGCUACAGGAGAGGGUUGCUGAAUUGGAAAACUGGACAGAUGGAAAAGGGCUGAUUGUCCAUGGCGCAGCAAACACUUUUUGUUCAGGGUCUGAUCUGAAUGCUGUCAGGGCGCUGUCCAGCCCACAGGAUGGGAUGGACAUGUGUAUGUUCAUGCAAAACACCUUAACCAGGCUCAUGAGGUUACCUCUGGUUACAGUUGCAUUGGUGCAAGGGAAAGCUCUUGGAGGAGGAGCGGAACUCACCACUGCAUGUGACUUCAGGUUAAUGACCCCGGAGAGCGAAAUUAGAUUUGUCCACAAGCAGAUGGGCUUAGUACCAGGCUGGGGAGGAGCUGCCAGGCUCGUACAAAUCCUUGGCAGCAGCCCUGCCCUCAAGUUGCUGAGUGGUGCUGUAAAAGUGGACCCAGAGACCGCCCUUCGUAUUGGCCUGGUAGAAGCCGCGUUGUCCUCAUCUGAUGAACUUGAGUCACUGGAAGAAACACGCACAUGGCUCAGACCAUACACAAAGGGCCCUCCUGCAGUAAUUCAGGCUGUGAAGAAAGUGGUUUCUGCAGGACGAGAGCUGCAAUUGGAAGCUGCCUUGAUGACUGAAAAAGAGAUUUUUGGAACUGUUUGGGGUGGGCCUGCCAAUUUACAGGCUUUGGCUCAGAGAACAAAACAUAAAUGACACACAAAAGAAAUGGUUUUGAUCUUUCUUUUCCAAACAAACAGCUGCUGCCAAAUAGGGAUUUGGGAGAAACUGUAAAGAAUUGUAUUAACUCAGUGGGCAUUAACUUUCUGGGAUGUUUGAUUAUAAGCCCCACUAUACUCUGAUCACAGCUAGUGGAGAGUAGGGAAAUUUGUUCUUGAAAAAUAAAAGAAAUGCUAGGAGCUUAGUCCCAGGUAGGGUAAAAUAUAUACCACAUAUAUAUUUCCCUUCCAGCAACUUGCUGCAUAUUGCACGUGGAGGUUGUAUGCAUAUGGAAGUCUGCAAAUCAGCCGGGAGACACUUGCAUCCCAGUGAGUAUAUGUAUGUUUCUCUCUCUUGUAGUAAGAGCUGUCAUACUUGGAGUAGUAAUUAAACUUACUCUUUCGAAUCAUCUUCAAUGAAUGCAUUAUUUUCAUGUGCAUUAUGUUAUGUACAGCCAUAAUAUUUUGAAAGGCAAGUGCAACAUUUUAGCCAAGUUUAUCCUUGCAAAGACCUGAGAUGGAUGCAAGAUAAUCCUUUUCAAAUGGGUUUGGUUGUUGUUGAUGUCUCCGGUAAAGCUCUUGGAAAUAAGCAUGUCCAAGUUUGACAAAGUUUGAUAAUAAAAAAAAGGUUUAGCCCUGUCUACAUGUACACUGAAAAUUGGCCAGGUCAAAACUAAAAUAAGUAACAGUACAGUUUUCCUCAAACUUCAUCUAGUUGGUACUCAGUGAGCUCAUACACUACAUGCACAGCCCCAAAGCUCCUGCCUUCAGCUUAUUAAACCAUCUCAAACUUAUACCAGAAAGGUUACUGUUCGUUUGUUGCAGAAGAAACAAAGAAUCUUGAGGCACCUUAACAACCAACAAAUUUAUUAUGCCAUAAGCUUUCAUGAACCCAAGUACACAAUGUAUCUGAUUAAGUGGAUUUCAUCUACAAAAGCUUAUGCAUUUGUUAUUCUUGAAGGCGCUGUAAGACUUUGUUUUAAGUGCAAGAACAUCUCACCUUCAUCUUAGGUCUUUGUGUAGAUAAAGUUGGCAGACACGUUAAAAGGGAUUUUCACACAAUCUUAUGCUGUAUCUGCAAAUCAGUGACGGUGUCUAGGCAUAUAUGGAACAAAGGCCUAUUGGAUGGAUUUCCCGGUUAACUUAAUUGACCUUACCUGCCUCAGCCUUUACAAGAAAGCAUCUCCAAGAUGACUUGCAUCUGCAAACUUGCAAUUGCAUUCAAAGUGCCAAAACCAGUAUCUAGCUGCUUUGUGGAAACAGUAAAUUGGUUUUGUAUACAAUAUCCUUGAUGCAUUUAAAGCUGUAGUUUCUAUAGUAUAAACUUCCUCAUAUUUGUGU
This is a messenger RNA of Zootoca vivipara (common lizard), 6691 nucleotides long. RefSeq names its product ethylmalonyl-CoA decarboxylase 1 (gene ECHDC1). Gene Ontology annotation, biological process: fatty acid beta-oxidation. The record is from RefSeq and is a predicted model, not a curated record. Gene Ontology annotation, molecular function: catalytic activity. Gene Ontology annotation, cellular component: cytosol. NCBI's taxonomy places the organism in Eukaryota, Metazoa, Chordata, Lepidosauria, Squamata, Lacertidae.